This is a messenger RNA of Labrus bergylta (ballan wrasse), 3667 nucleotides long. It is a transcript of the gene tmtops2b, whose product is annotated as teleost multiple tissue opsin 2b. Gene Ontology annotation, cellular component: photoreceptor outer segment; plasma membrane. Gene Ontology annotation, molecular function: G protein-coupled photoreceptor activity. Lineage: Eukaryota; Metazoa; Chordata; Actinopteri; Labriformes; Labridae. The record is from RefSeq and is a predicted model, not a curated record. Gene Ontology annotation, biological process: cellular response to light stimulus; G protein-coupled receptor signaling pathway; phototransduction.
GCGCACUUUACACAUCACUGUCCAUGUAGCCGGAGCGUCCACUGUGAGCGCGGAUUACAAUGAAAUGAAAACUGGGGAUUUCUAGAUGACAGUCUCCCCACACGUAAAAAAAAGAAGAAGAACAGAGCAGGGAGGAGAAGCUAGAUUCUUGUGUAAAAAUGUUGCGAUUGAUGGUAGUUAUCCCAAGAUAUCAUGGCGUCACAAGAAGCUGAAAUGCGCUGAAUUUAAAUAAGUAAACGUGCGUUCAGGGAACAAACAGGUGGCACUUUUCCUAUUUGCUUUUACAGCCUUUUUAUUUUUUAUUUUUUUGCUCUUGCUUCCGCGUCAGCUUUCUAGCUGAAUGUUUUUUUUUAUAUCAGUGGAUAUGCGUUUUGAAAAGAUGAAGUGCUCUGUUCUGAUGUCCCAGAGGAAAAGCAGCAAGGAGACAAACUGCAAUUCAUAAACUUUCCAGAGGAGCGCGGUGAAAAGUCAAAACUAGCAAAAAGCCGCUUCAGAGUGGACACAAGCUCCGAUGAAUGGACAGCAGGAUGUUUUCUGGUCAGGCUGGUCUGAAUUACAGCUUCAACCUGAGCGAUGACCAGGAUCUGGAGGACGCACCUGCGGGCAGAGGGAAGCUCUCCCCGGCGGGCUUCGUGGCGCUGUCCGUGGUGCUGGGCUUUAUCAUGACUUUCGGCUUCCUCAACAACUUUGUCGUGCUGCUGCUGUUCUGCAAAUUCAAGAAGCUGCGGACGCCGGUGAACAUGCUGCUGCUGAACAUCAGCGUGAGCGACAUGCUGGUGUGUUUGUUCGGCACCACGCUCAGCUUCGCCUCCAGUGUCCGCGGGAAGUGGCUGCUGGGGCGCAGCGGCUGCAGCUGGUACGGCUUCAUCAACUCCUGCUUCGGUAUUGUUUCGCUGAUCUCUCUGGUCAUCCUCUCCUACGACCGCUACAGCACUCUGACUGUUUACAACAAGCGCGGGCCGAACUACCGUAAGCCCCUGUUGGCCGUCGGUGGCUCCUGGCUGUACUCUUUGUUCUGGACUGUGCCCCCUUUGCUGGGCUGGAGCAGCUAUGGCAUCGAGGGGGCGGGAACCAGCUGCUCGGUAUCCUGGACGGUUCGGACGGCUCAGUCGCACGCCUACAUCAUCUGCCUCUUCAUCUUCUGCCUGGGGAUACCGGUGCUGGUGAUGAUCUAUUGCUACAGCAGGCUACUAUGGGCAGUCAAACAGGUUGGUAAGAUCAGAAAGACGGCCGCCCGGAAGAGAGAGUACCACAUCCUGUUCAUGGUUCUGACCACAGCCGCGUGCUACCUGCUGUGCUGGAUGCCUUACGGCGUCGUGGCAAUGAUGGCAACGUUCGGCCCGCCGAGCAUCAUCAGCCCCGUGGCCAGUGUGGUGCCUUCCCUGCUGGCCAAGAGCAGCACCGUCAUCAACCCGCUCAUCUACAUCCUCAUGAACAAACAGUUCUACAGGUGCUUCCUGAUACUGUUUCACUGUGAUCACUGGUCAGCAGAGAACGGCAACAUCUCCAUGCCCUCCAAGACCACCGUGAUUCAACUGAACCGCAGGGUGUACAGCAACACGGUGGCGUGCACCGCCCAGAUCUCCACAGACGCUCUCAACCAGUUCAGCAGCACCCCCAACACCAAGCACACAAACCCCCCUGAGGUCCAGAACUGAGCCGGGGGUUAAACUCCAACAUGACCAGGCAGGAAAAAACAGUCAGUUUGACUCCUACACUUUGCAAUGUGAACUACUGGAGAAAGUGGACUAAAUUACAACGUGUGCUUACAGUAAAUGUACAGUAUGUGUGUAAGCUUGUGUUUGUACAGAAUGUUUUUUUUCAGUGUCUAUUUAUCCAUUUUUGGUUCGAAAAGUACAAGACACAGAUGUACUAAAAUUAUUUUUUUAAACACUAUAUGGCCAAAGGUGUGAGUAAAACUGAAUAUAAGAGUCUGUCCUUGACUCUGAACAUUUUAAUGUUGAUAACAGCCUCCAAAUCUCCAAAUCCAAGGGAAUCUUUCCACAUGGUUUUGGAGAUUUGGGCUUUAGAGAUUUAGCUCCCAUUAAGCCACAAUGUGAAGCCGAGCCCUGAUAUUUGGCGAUAAGGCCUCUCUUUCAACUGGCUUCCACUUUAUCCCAAAAAGGUGUUUGAAGGGUUUAUUCUAAGCUUCUGUCCAGACCAGUCCAGUGCUUAAGUGGAAAACAGUUUGAAACUUGAAAACCAUGUAUUUGUGGGUCUUACUUUGUGCAAAAAAUGUACUACAAUGUUAAAAGAAGCUACACAAAACUUUUGCCUGUUUGUGUCUGGAAUCUAUUUCUCUUAUUUUGUUUUAUGAGGAGGCCCUGUUUUUAAAGUACAGAAUGGAGAAAUCUACUUUUGGUCAUAUAAUGUCACUCAAUUUACUCAUACUUUCCUUUUAUUAUGAUUUUUUAUAGCAGAGUAAUGAUAAGUUUGUAUAAUUUUUGUGAACACACCCGUCAGUGUCAUCACCAACAAAGCACAAUUUAUCUCGUUAGAAUUACAAUCAAGGUUUUUAAUGUUUGAGAAAUUAUAUUUACAAAGAAGUUUUAUGAAUUUCCUAAUUCGCCAAAACUCCUUCAGUUUUUCCAAAAUUGUAAUACUUCAAUAACCUUCCAACAUAUAUAUAUAUAUAUAUAUAUAUAUAUAUAUAUUUUGUUGGCAGAAUUUGGUCUGGAAAUCUACGUCCUGUUUCGGUCUUUUCAACCAUAUUUUCUACAACACGGAAAAAACCCAGUGCCUACUUUCUGUAGCUGUUCACUCACUGUGUCAUUGUGCUGCUGUAAAUGCCUACACUGGAUAAUCAUCUGUGCUUCUUCAAUCAGUGUGUAAGUGGUUUGAUGUGCUCAUGAUUCAAACUUUGUCUUUUUUCCCUCCAACAUCUGCGCCUCUCUGUCUAUAAAUGUCUCACAACUUUCAACUUGUAUAUACUUACAAACUCUAUACUUUUGGUCUGUGAUAUUGCAUGAUUUUGUUGCACGACUCAAUCAACUAAUAACACCUCGAUUUGAUGCAAGAGUCAUGUUUUCGGACUGUGGGACGCAUGGAGCAGUUUGGCUACAAUGGGUUAUGAGAAAAGGUAAAAGAUGCCAAAUGGCUCAUAUUUCAACUUGUAGUUUCCCCAACACCUGGAGGGAAUGAAAUCUGUGAUGUUUGACUAUGAGAUGCACAAAAGAAAAUGGAUGAGUCACAAAGACAUUCUGUAAUGGCUGGAGAGACGGCAUAAAAAAUUGUAAGGGGAUAUAAAAAAAGCUUUCUGAACACAUCUGCAUGACUUUGUCACGAACAAGGCCACCUGUGGUUUCAGAGUGCCUCUCCACCUGUUCCACAGCUUUUCAAGACCAGGAAUAAGGAGAGGAUGCAACAUUCACAAACGAAUUGUAAAGCAAUCAAGUGAUUUACUCGGACUGGGCUCCCUUAAGUCGAGAUGUCUUGCUGUUAAAACAGCGCUGGCUGACACUCUCACUGCAGGGUGGUGAUGAGGCUAAGUCAAGUGACUGUUAAGACAAUCUGACUUUAAGCUCAUCUGGAAGCUGAGUGGAGUCUGCUCCAGCAGUUAAUGGAUGCUAAAAAACCCCUGAGCUGACUCUUAAGCAACAAGUCGUCAUUUCAUCGUGUAAUACUGUUGGUUUACUCUGUUUUAAUAAAUGUCAUUGCUGUGGAAAUA